GUCAUUACUUUUAAAAAUAUAAAAGUUGAUGUUAAAACCACUGUCGAUUGAGUACUUCCUUUUUGAAUUAAAUUUCAACUAUUUCUGUGUAAUUUUCUUUCAAUUUAGAAUUGUUGUUGGUAGUGGUAUAGUGGUCCUGCGGAAAGACUGGUGAGCUGGUUGUAAUUGGAAUGUGGACAUGCUGAAUAAUUUUUCUUGUUACUUUUUUAAUUUGUCUUGGAUUUCUUGGCUGGAGAGCCUAGAUAGCAUUGGCCGCAGUGGACUAAAAAAGAAGUUUGGUUAUAUUGUUGUUUGAAAUUUUCCGUUUUGAAUUUCAAAAAUAAAAAUGGAUUUGAUUGAAACCGCUAGAAAAGCCUAUAGUGAACCUUUUUAUGUGAAAGACUUUUCCGAACAUGGACAAAUUUUACACAUCCAGUUUUCACAAUUUGAAUGGUCCCAAGACAUAUUGCUUAUAGGUUUCAAAAAGAAGAUUUUAUUGGCUCACCUGGAUCUAAUCGAUACCAUCGAGUUGAGAAUUGUUACAGAAUUUUCUCAUCCAGCAAGAUGUACAACCCUUAGUAUAUCUCCAGACACAUCACUGAGUACUUUGCCUAAUCGAGUUAUAUUCUGUGUAGGAGGCAAUGAUUUUAAAAUUCGAAUUAUCACUAGCGAUUUGUCUGAAAGUAAUACUUGUUUGGUAAUAGGUAAACACUCGAGCUACAUUAAUGACACUAUGUUUGAUCCUGAAAAUAAUUAUUUAGCUUCUGCAAGUGAUGAUAAUACCGUAAAAAUUUGGUCUACUGAUGAUUACAAAUUGAAGUCCACUUUCAAUUUAACUUCACCUGGAAUGAAUGUGUGCUGGCACAGGUCAGAUGACUGUAAGCUUCUUGUUGCUGAAAAAAUCGGCAUUAUUAGGUUUUAUAAUGUCGAUAGUGAGACUCCCAUUAUAUCUAUCGAUUAUAGCAAGCCACUGUCUAGUGUACAUUGGGCGCCGUCAGAUAGAGAUCUAAUAGCAUCAUUGCAACUUGGCGAACUUCUCAUAUGGGACUUAACAAAACCAUGCUUACCCAUUCACAACAACCUACUUUUUACAGAAAAUGGCGGAAAUGUGAAAUUUUCUCCUCAGGGAGAACUUAUUGCUGCCGUGAAUAGUUUGGACAGAACCUUGAAAAUUGUUCAUGUUAGGAGUCAAGCUGGAAAACUUACUGCUAGCGUGACAUUACCUACCAAUGUUUGCUGGCAUUAUAGAUACCCUUUAGUUUGUAUCGGGGAUGAUUACAAAUUAUGUUUUUGGAAGGUUUCUGCUAAAUAACAAAGUUUUAUUUAUAGGUGAAUUUUUUAUUGCAUUUCAUCAGAUAUUAUCUUCUUUUGAUUGUAUCACUGUGAAUCUUUCCAUCGCAUUUUGAAUUUGUUUUUGCUGAAAAACACACUUUUCUGUUUGAAAUUAGAGUUUUAUUUCAUCUGUA
Leptinotarsa decemlineata (Colorado potato beetle) is the source of this 1445-nucleotide messenger RNA. RefSeq names its product nuclear pore complex protein Nup37 (gene Nup37). Gene Ontology annotation, molecular function: protein binding. The record is from RefSeq and is a predicted model, not a curated record. Lineage: Eukaryota; Metazoa; Arthropoda; Insecta; Coleoptera; Chrysomelidae. Gene Ontology annotation, cellular component: nuclear pore outer ring.